GUCAUCCUGACACUGUCGACGGCGAGAGAGGGAUGCUACCUCCGUCACGGAAGGACACGCGUGAAUCUCUCAGUCGCUGUGGACUUUUUUCGCCCCCUUUUUUAGCUUUUUUUUUUUACUCUCUCCUUUGCCGCCAGACAGGGGCUCCGAUGAAGAGGACCGCACAUUGUUGACUGACGAGCGGCGCACUUGACGGGUGUGUGGGGGGGGGGGAUUAUACGGUGCUUCGAGGGGCUGCGAUGUUAAAUGCGGUUGGCAUGGACUGGGCUGUGGACGCCGGGAGCCGGGAGAGCUUUCACGGACGCCGAUAAGUGUGCUUAGCAUACGUCCCGAUUCCUGUGGUCCGACUGACUGCGGCCUUGGCCCCGCACCCUGACUUUGAGUGAUUAGUCAUCGCCUCCAAGGGCAAUUGCACGGCAAGACAACAAGAGGAAGAAAAAAAAUAAAAGAAACUCUCGGGAGUUGGGAGCUCUGCCGCAGUGGAUGGUGGAGGUGGUGGCAGAGGUGGUGAGUCAUUCGCCUCGGCAGAUGCAACAAAUUAUUCAUCAUCUGUGAACAGCCCAGAAUACAUAAUUUACGAGGACCAAUUUCCGACUGGAGACCAAUAUGAAGGACGUGUCGUUCGUGGAUCGUUUCUUUGUCGGCUUGGCCUUGGCCUCUUUUGUCGUGGCCACCGACAAAAGGCCAGACUGCCCAAAACUCUGCGUAUGCGAGAUUAGACCCUGGUUUUCUCCCAGUUCUGCAUACAUGGAAGCACACACUGUUGACUGCAACGAUCUGGGACUAUUUAAUCUGCCAGAGAAACUACCCGUCGGCACCCAAGUACUGCUCCUACAGACAAACAAUGUGGUCAGAAUCGACAAACCCUUGGAUUACCUGGCCAACAUCACAGAGAUUGAUCUCUCGCAAAACAACGUCUCGUCCAUGAGCGACGUCCAUCUUGGGACUCUGCCUCAGCUGCUGUCCCUACACAUGGAGGAGAACCGAAUACAAGAGCUGCCCGACCGCUGUCUGGCAGAGCUGGCUAAUCUUCAAGAGCUCUAUCUCAAUCACAACCUCAUCUCCUCCAUUUCCCAACUGGCUUUUCAAGGUCUCGGCAGGCUUCUGCGGCUACACCUCAAUUCCAACAAGCUGCAAACCAUUCGCAGAGAGUGGUUCGACCCCAUGCCCAAUCUGGAGAUUCUGAUGAUCGGAGAGAACCCGGUGCUGUCCAUCGACGAGAUGAACUUCAAACCUCUCAGCAGCCUGCGCAGUCUGGUUCUCACCAGAAUGAACCUGUCUCAGCUCCCGGAAAGGGCUUUGGCCGGCCUUGAUAACUUGGAGAGCAUUUCUUUCUAUGAUAACACGUUCCCCGAGGUGCCACAUUCCGCCCUGAGAAAUGCAAAAAACCUGAAGUUUUUGGAUCUAAAUAAAAACCCAAUAGCAAGGAUACAGCGAGGGGAUUUUGUGGACAUGCUGCAUUUGAAAGAGCUCGGGAUUAAUAGCAUGCCGGAGCUUGUUUCCAUCGACAGCUUUGCACUGAAUAAUCUGCCUGAGCUGACCAAAAUAGAAGCCACCAACAAUCCUAAACUCUCCUACAUUCACCCAAACGCGUUCUACAAACUGCCUCGGCUGGAAACCCUAAUGCUGAACGGCAAUGCGCUCAGUGCGCUCCACAGAAUAACCGUGGAGUCGCUCCCGAACCUCAGAGAGGUUAGUAUGCACAGCAACCCCAUCCGCUGUGACUGCGUGGUACGCUGGAUGAACAUGAACAAGACCAACAUCCGCUUCAUGGAGCCCGACUCCUUGUACUGUGUGGAGCCCCCGGAGUACGAAGGCCAGCAUGUCCGACAGGUGCACUUCAGGGAGAUGAUGGAGAUUUGUCUGCCGCUUAUCUCCCCGGAAAGCAUGCCCGGGCAUAUUAAAGUGCACAGCGGGAGCUCGGUGUCGCUCCAUUGCCGGGCAUUUGCUGAACCGGAGCCAGACAUCUACUGGAUCACACCGUCCGGGGGUAAAGUUCUCCCCAACACGGUGUCCGAUAAGUUCUACAUGCAUCCGGAAGGGACCUUCGACAUCUAUGACAUCACUGAAAAAGAAGCGGGCCCUUACACGUGUGUUGCUCACAACCUGGUCGGAGCUGACCUGAAGUCAGUGUCGGUAGAGGUGAACGGAUACUUCCCCCAAGCUCCAAACGGUUCUCUCAGUCUCCAGAUCAAUACAGUGGGGACAAACUCCAUCCUGAUUUCCUGGAAGGCCAGCCCGGGCACUCUGGCUCCUAACAUCAAGUGGUACGCCCCGUCAAACGCGAACCAUCCGGCCGCCUCCUUUUCCACCAGGGUGCCGUCCGACGUCCAAAUCUACAACCUGACGCGCCUCAGCCCCGCCACUCAGUACAAAGUGUGCGUGGACGUCCGCAGCAUCCACUACAAGCACGACACCAAAUGCGUCAGUGUCACCACCAAGGGAUUAGAGCUCUUGGCCAAGGAAACGGAAAAAUGGGACACGGCGCUAAUCACCGCCUUUGGUGUGCUCUUGGCCGGGAUUUCAGUGGGCUGCCUGCUUAUUUAUGCGACUCUGAGGAUCCGCCAACUUAAUGGGGAUUUAAGGAAAUGCGACUCCAAAGCUUUGCUGUCCCCUGGACACGCACCCUUUUUUACCAGGCUGUGGUUUUCGGGUAGGGCGCUGCCGAGCGGAGCGGAAGUGAAAGCCACGGUCAUAAACGUGUCCGACGACGCCUUUUAGGGAGACGUGACUUCGGGGCAAGGGUGGACAACUCAGACACUAUUAUCGGACUGGGAUAGAACUGUGCUGCUCUCCCAGCUUAAACCCCCGACUGAGGGUGUGGGGUUUGCUUUGUAACUGUACCAUCCGGCGAGGCAAAUACGUCAAGCGAACGGGGCAUUGACUGCCGGAAGACAUUAUUUAAGCGCAGAAAGGAAGGUGGGGACGGUGGAAGAGGAGGAGGAGGUUGGGUUCUCGUGUAACUGACUGUUAAAUUUGUCCAAGAGUUGUGGAAAUGUCCGUGUGGUCCCAAGCAAUACCGUCUGUGCUUUGUCAAACACCCAUAGACGAGUUAGCGAUACAAUAAUAACACCUGUCUGUACCGGGGGGAAAGGAGAUUUAGUAGACUAGACAAAUAACAGUGAACUAUGGUGUAAAGCCUUUUGAUGAUCCCCCUCUUUUUCUAUUUACAACGGAUCCUUUGGUUUUUUCAUGGACAUAUUGGUAUAUAUUAUGUUACCCACGAAUCCUCUGUAUCCGGAACACUUUUCAAUUGGCUUUUACACGAACACGUUGGAUGACAGUGUAACCUUUCACGAAACGGGUGUCAG
This is a messenger RNA of Nerophis lumbriciformis (worm pipefish), 3311 nucleotides long. It is a transcript of the gene lrrn3b, whose product is annotated as leucine rich repeat neuronal 3b. The record is from RefSeq and is a predicted model, not a curated record. Lineage: Eukaryota; Metazoa; Chordata; Actinopteri; Syngnathiformes; Syngnathidae. Gene Ontology annotation, molecular function: protein binding.